Nymphalis io (European peacock) is the source of this 2320-nucleotide messenger RNA. Its product is annotated as pyridoxal phosphate phosphatase PHOSPHO2-like. Lineage: Eukaryota; Metazoa; Arthropoda; Insecta; Lepidoptera; Nymphalidae. Bases 217 to 951 code for a protein of 244 amino acids. Gene Ontology annotation, molecular function: phosphatase activity. The transcript is spliced from 4 exons. The record is from RefSeq and is a predicted model, not a curated record.
UGGAAACGUCAGAAUGUAAAGCCUUGAAAUUUUGCGGAAAAAGUAUAAAAAAAAUUGCCAUGCCAAAACCAUUGCGUCACGUUCCGAAUAUUCGCAAAAAUUCUCAUUGUCAAGUGACUCGCGAAAGGUAUAGAUCUGUAGACCGUGUUCCGCACUCCGCACUUCGGAGUCCGCAGUAGGUUCGCAAACGAGACAGCGAGUGCGCGUAUUUUAAAAAUGACAAAUUUAGCAGUAUUUGAUUUUGACCGUACAAUUGUUGACGGUGAUUCGGACGCGACGAUUAUAAAUAGAUUACGUGAAAAAAAACCACCACCUGAAUGGGAAGCCGGUAAUCAUGACUGGACGCCAUAUAUGAGCGAUGUCUUCGAACACGCUUACUCCGCUGGUCUCCAUCCAUCGGAUAUUUUGGACAGCAUCGCUUCGAUGCCACCAAACCCUGGCAUCGUCGAGCUGAUCAGCACCCUAGCCAAGGAGGGGUGGGAUAUUCUCGUACUCACAGACGCGAACAGCGUCUUCGUCAACCAUUGGCUGAAAGAACACGGCUUACUGGAAGCGAUAACGGAGGUGGUGACAAAUCGCGCGUUCUGGAAAAACGACCGUUUAUACAUCGAGCCGUGCAUGCGGCAGAUUGAAUGUCCGAGAUGCCCACGCAACCUCUGCAAGUCGAUGGCACUCUCGAACUGGAGACACUCGAGGAUGAGCCGUUAUUCAAACCUCUACUAUAAGCUGCACGUCUACAUUGGAGAUGGGCGGAAUGACUUCUGUCCUGCUAUCACUUUGCCGGAUGAAGGAAUCGUCUUCCCAAGGAAGGGCUACCCAUUGUACGAUUUGAUCAUGAAGAAUCUGUCAACACCAAACCCUCAAGUAACUGCCAAGGUGGUCCCCUGGGAUGACGCGUUCACGAUACUCGAGGAACUGUUUCCCGGGAGAUCUAAAACCACCAAAAGUUAAUAAGAUAUACUUCUAUUUAUUUAUACUAAAUAUUUAAUUAUUAUUUAUAUAUUAGGAAAUAUUUUUGCGGGUAUCCAAUACAAAUGUCAGUAUGACGUAUGACGUCACAGGUAGGUCACAGGUUGUCAAUGUGACUUAACCAUAGACAAGUAUAUUUAUAAAGAGCUAUUUGAUAUUUUUUGUUUAUUGUGGGUUUUAUUAAUGGCCUAGACAUCUGUUUGUUACGAAUUUUCCCGCCCAAGCUUAUUUCAAAAUUCGAACGAUAUUUUCUUUGCGUUUUCGCCGUAUAUGAGUGGGCGAGCAUGAUGGCUAUAAUAAUGAUAUAGAUCCGAAAAGCCGAGAUGGCCUAGUGGUUAGAACGCGCGAGCACCGGGCAAGCACCACUCAAUUUUCAUGUGCUUAAUUUGUGUUUAUAAUUCAUCUCGUGCUUGACGGUGAAGGAAAACAUCGUGAGGAAAUGGGCAUGUGUCUAAUUUCAUUGAAAUUCUGCCACAUAUGUAUUCACUUGCGUUGUACAGUAUAUUUGCAUUAUGCAGUAUGCGUUCGGAAAUUGAGUACUUCUUUAAAGUUUGUCAAAUCUUAUUGCCCAGUGCGAGUUUUAAUUCCUCGAUCGCGUUGAUGUUAACUUCAAUUUAUUAUGGAUUACUGUCACUAGAUGGCGCUGUUUUCAUUUCAUACAAACCGCAGUUAACGUUAACGAAUAAAUAAACAAACUAGGAACAAUGCUCAGUUCCAUAAUCUCCCUCAAUCAACGGGCUAUGAUUGCCAAACUGGCCUGUCAGUUCCUAUGAUCAGCGCAUCCAAAUUAGAAUCUUUUAUGAAAUAUUUAUCCUUAAUGUUAGUAGAUCUGCUGUAGACUAUUUAGAAAUUAGUACAAUUAAAAAAACAGCUUUUUUGGUAUUAUUAAUACAAAUUAACUGAUUAUAUUUUUAUAAUUCUACAUAUCAACCAAUUAAGUAUCCAGGAAUUGUUAAAUCAUUAAAACUUCCCAUUUAAUUAAAAAAUUGAUGUAUGACCUUUUUUAAAUCAAAUUUAAAAUAGUCACCACCCCCACCCCCGCCCUACUCGACAAAUUUUACCUUCCAUUAAAAGUCUAUUCUAAAAUAAAGCUUAAAUCGUCCGUAUAAUGGUACAAAUAAUAGUCAAAAUUGCACAAAACAGUAUAUUUUUUUAUUUCUGGCGUGUGCCUACUUGAGCACAAAUUGUUCUGCCAACGCCGUCUAUAGAGAUAACACGUAAGAUAGUCUACAUUAUUAUAGAAAAAAAACCUAUUUGUCGAUUGCUGUGAGCUAUUUUUAAGGUUAUAUAUGAAAUGCUAUUUACAUAGAUAAUAUAAUGAUUUAUUUUUAUUUAUGAAAUAAAUAUCUAC